CUGCCUUCUCCUUUGCUCUUCCUACCUGCACAUUCAGGCCCCUAACAAUUUGGAAUCAUGAAGUGGGUAACAUUCAUUUCUUGCCUUCUCUUAGUAAGCUUUGCUGAAUCAAAACACCUUCCUAGAAAAUACCGAGAUGCAGAUGUUCAUGACACAAUCAGCCGGGCCUCUGAACUACCGCCUGAUGAUUUUGCAGCAAUUGCCAUGAUCUUAUACUCUCAAGUGGCACAACACGCCACAUAUGAAGAGGUGCAUAAACUGAUGGAUGACAUUGUUGCACUUGCAAAGAAAUGUGGUGCUGAUGAACACUCAGAUCCUGAAUGUGUAAAAACUUUGCAUGUUGUUUUCGAAGAUGAAAUAUGUCAUGAACAAGGUUUUGCUGACAAACAUGGAUUUAGCGAUUGCUGCACUAAAGCUGAUGCAGAAAGAACUGAAUGUUUCUUGGCUCACAAAAAUGCAACUCCAGGAUUUAUUCCACCUUAUCAAAAACCAAAUGCUGAUGAAGCCUGUGCAAAAUUUGCAGAGAACAAGAAUGAAGUUUUGGGCCACUACAUCUAUGAGGUGAGCAGAAGGAAUCCCUUCGCAAAUGUUGCCAUAAUCUAUAAAGCAACUGCUGCUUAUGAGCAUGUCCUGACUUCUUGCUGCGCAAAAGAGGACAAACCUGCCUGCUUCCAAGUAGAGGCUCCACCUGUGAAAAAGCAAUUGAUGGAAGACCUUGGUAUACAAAGACACACUUGUGCUGUCAUGAAGAAAUUUGGAUCAAGAGUAUUGAAAGCAUUUAAAACUGCUAUCAUGGCUCAGAAGUUCCCAAAGGCUUCAUUUGAGACAAUCAGCAAGAUGGCUGAAGAUAUUGCACACAUCCAUGAAGAGUGUUGCAAAGGAGAUACACUGGAAAGCAUGCUUGAUCGGGAAAAACUGACAAAAUAUGUCUGCUCUCACCAAAAUGAGAUCUCUUCAAAACUGUCAGCUUGCUGUGAAAAACCUGUGGUGGAACGAGGAGAAUGCAUGGUCCAUUUGGAGCAUGACGACAAGCCUGCAGAUCUGUCUGAAACAGUCAGAGAGUUUGUGGAUAACAAAGAAGUGUGCCAACGUUAUACUGACAAUAAAGACCUGCUUCUGGCAAAAUUUCUGUAUGAGUAUUCAAGGAGACAUCCAGAGCACUCUCCACAACUGCUUGUCAGAUCUACCAAAGGCUACGAGGAGCUGCUGGAGGAAUGCUGUAAAACUGAACAUCCUGAAACAUGUCUGCCAAAAGGGGAGGCACUACUGAAAAAACAUAUUACUGAUACCCUGGAACUGGUGAAGACACGCUGUGACCAUUAUGCUCAACUGGGACCCUACCUCUACCACAAUGAACUUCUUGUUGCCUACACCAAGAAAGCACCAGAGCUCUCCUUCCAUGAGCUUCAGAAGUACACAGGCCAAUUCAGAGAUGUUGCUGCCAAAUGCUGCAAGAUGGAUGAUGCCCACAGAAUGACAUGUGCUGAAGGAUAUGCGGAUCUAGCAAUAGGAGCCAUCUGCGAGAGACAUGAAGAACAUCACAUCAACAAACAAAUUUGCAAAUGCUGUGGUGACUCCUACUUGAAACGCCGUGAGUGCUUCAGUAACUUAGGAGCUGAUGAAGAAUUUCAUCCUAUUGCAUUUGAUCCUGCAUUGUUCACCUUCCAUGGAGACUAUUGUGCUGCUAAAGAAGAAGAACAGCGAUCAAUGAAACAAGAGCUGCUUGUCAAUUUGAUUAAAUACAAGCUCGGCAUCACAGAAGAGCAACUUGCAGUUGCUAUUGUGGAUUUCAAUGGCGUGGUAACAAAAUGUUGUGAAGCUGAAAACCAUGAUGGAUGUUUCACUGAAGAGAGUCCUAAAUUGAUUGAACGGAUUAAGGCUGCUCUUGGAGAGCAUUCGCUGAGAAUGGGGGUACAGGAUAUAAAAGCUUCAUUGACUCCAUUGCUCUUUCUCCCUCACACAGUGCAGCCCAUAAUAAAGCAGCUUAGAACCAUGAAGUGGAUAACAUGCAUGUUUUGCCUUUUCUGGGCAAAUUUUGCUGAAGCAGAAUCCUUGACAGAAAGACAGCAGAUAUUAUUGGAAAGAUUUACAUCGCUGACCCAUGGAGAACCAUUUCCUGAAUUCACAUAUCUUGCAUUGAUUGCCCAGAAUGUGCAAAGAGCCACAUAUGAAGAGGUGAUGAAAAUUACAAAUGGCAUUGCUGAACUUUCAAAGAAAUGUAUUCCUAAUGAACAAGCAGAUCCAGAAUGUGCAAAGCCCUUGGAAACUGUUCUCUUUGAUAAAAUUUGUAAUGAGCAAGGACUUGGUGACAAAUAUGGAUUUACUGAAUGCUGUGGCAAAGUCAGUGAAGAAAGAAAGGAAUGUUUUCUAUCCCAUAAAAAUGCAACCCAAGGAUUCCUUCCUCCCUUUGAAGAACCAACACCAGAAGAUCAUUGCAAAGCCUUUCAAGAAGAUCCCACUGCAGCAAUGAGCCACUAUCUCUAUGCGAUUGCCAGAAGAAAUCCUUUUACAAGUGUUUUCGUCCCCUUUGCUGUUAUUCAGGACCUCAAGGCUGUAUUGACAGACUGCUGCCAGGAAGGCAACCAAAAUUCAUGUUUGGAUGAAAAGAUCCCAAAUGUCAGAGAGAAACUGUUGACAGCCAUUCAUAUGGAGAAGCACACCUGUCAUAUCCUGAAGAACUUUAGGAAAAGAGCUAUCAAGGCUGUAAAAUUUGUUCAGCUUAGCCAGAAGUUUCCAAAGGCGGAAGUUCUUACCAUUGACAAACUGGCUGAAGAAAUUGCACGUAGUCAGGAGAAGUGCUGCAAAGGUGACACACUGGAAUGCUUUCUUGAAAAGGCAAAUGUGACAUCCUAUAUCUGUGGCCAUCAAGAUAUUUUAUCUUCUAAAUUGGAACUCUGCUGCAAAAAGCCAUUUUUGGAACAAAAUGAUUGUAUUAUGAAUAUGGAAAAUGAUGAAAAACCAGCAGAUUUGUCUCCAGAUCUUAGAGAGUUCGUGGACAAGGAAGACCAGUGUCCACGCUAUGCUGAGGACCAAAACCCUCUCCUCGCAGAGUUUGUUUAUGAGUAUGCCAGGAGACACCCUGAGUUUUCUGCAGAGCUGAUUCUGAGGCUUGGCGAAGACUAUGAAGAAUUGUUGGAAAGGUGCUGCAAAGCUGAAAAGCCCAAGGAGUGCCUCAGCCAAUGGGAAGAGCUCCUCCAAAAACACAUUGCUGAUACCGUAGAAGUGACCAAAAACACCUGUGUGGUGUCUGCAAGAAUAGGAGAUUGUGCCCUCCACAAUGAGCUUCUUGUUUGCUAUGCCAAGAAAGCACCACAGCUCUCCUUUGAGGAGCUCUAUGAAUAUACCAAGGGAUUCAUGGAUGUUGCUGCCAAAUGCUGCAAGAAGGAUGAGACUUAUAUGCAGAUUUGUAUUGACAGAUAUGAAAAUCUAAUGGCAGGUGAUAUAUGUCAGCGACAUGAAGAACAUCCCAUCAACAGACAGCUUGGCCAAUGCUGUGAGGACUCCUACAUUAAUCGUCAGAAGUGCUUUACUGGUUUAGGAAUAGAUGAAGAAUAUGUUCCUCCCCCAUUUGACCCUGAAUUGUUUGCCUUUCAUGGAGAUUUUUGCUUAGCCAACACAGAUCAGCAUGUAAAGAAACAAAGGUUACUUGUCAACUUAAUUAAACAGAAACCCACCAUCACAGGUGAACAACUUCAAGGUGUAGUCAAAGAAUACUUAGACAUGGAGACAAAAUGCUGUGAAGCUGACAACCACGAGGAAUGUUUUGCAGCAGAGGGCCCAAAACUAAUUGAGAGGACUAGAGCCAACCUUGGAGAGAACUAAAGUGAAUUCGUACAGAGAUAUUAUUCAUUUUAAAGACUACAAUGACAACCUCCCUCUAAAAGAAUCUUGCCAAGAUGACUGCAAGUUGGAGUCAACUGAAAGACAAACAACAUUUUAUUAAUAGUCAGAUAUAACACUGUGACAAGAAUAUUCUUCCAGAUUAAGAUUAAAGAUUUUAAACCAAA
Anolis sagrei ordinatus is the source of this 4007-nucleotide messenger RNA. The record is from RefSeq and is a predicted model, not a curated record. NCBI's taxonomy places the organism in Eukaryota, Metazoa, Chordata, Lepidosauria, Squamata, Anolidae.